AUGGAUCGUUCUGCAAUAUCCUCAAUUUUACGCGAACUUAAUCUAAAUGAAAAUUCUGUGGCUAAUAUCUACAACUAUGGUUCAUGGGUAUAUGGUACCAAUUCACCUACAUCCGAUCGAGAUCUUAUGAUUGUAACUCGAUCACAUUCUCAAGAUCCACUAGAAUUUGAUGAAGAUUUCGAUUAUUUUCAUUCAUUUGAAUUACAUAAAUUAUGGAAUCAAUAUGAUGUUUGUGUUCAUAGUGUUGAAAAUUUCGAACAACUCUUAGAAAAGAAUUAUUUACUUGCUAUUGAAUGUAUAUUUUUACCUGAUGAAUUUAAAAUUAAAGAAGAAAUUGAUUUUCGUCCAAUUUAUCUUGAAAAAUAUUAUGAUAAAUCUCGAUUAAAAAAAGUGGCAUUUUAUGAAAAUCUUACGGCUAUGAAUAUGUAUAAUCCAGAAGAUGACUCAAAUUAUCCAAAACGUAGUUCGAGAUCAAGUGAAACAAGUCAAUCAAGCAAAGAUUAUUUAUUCAAAAUUCUAUUUCAUGGCUUUCGAUAUUUAGACUUUGCUGAACAAUUAAUUCAGACACGUUCAAUCUAUGAUUUUAAACGUGUAACACAUAUAUUUAGUAAAAUGAAAGAUAUACGCGGUGAUCCAACAGAUGAUUCACAUACACAAGAUGUUCUUAAUUUUGUUCAAGAUUUAAGUACUCAAUACAAAGCCAAACUAGAUUCACUUGUACCAACAAACAUUGUCAAAGGUACAUUUGAAGCACAUGUCACAUUUGAAUGUUCACAUGAUACUCAAAACGUUAUUGAAAAAUUAAAAAAAACAUGUGAAAAAACCAAAUACAAAAUAAUAUUUAUUGAUUUGGAUACCAAUCAACAACAUGACAAACUCCAACAAUUAAUGACAUCAUCAUAUCAUUGUGGUGAAUAUCCAGCCAUUGUUAAACAAAUCGAAGAAGAAGUAUACAAACAGUUUCAAGACUUCAAUAUUAUACGUAUUAAAAUCGAAUCAUUAGCAUCCAAUGAAGGUGUACCACAAACAGAUAUUGAUAAAAAAUUAUUUUGGGAUAAAGAAACAAAUUAUUUCGAAUUUCAUUAUAAAGUCUUGAUAGAAAAAGAUUCUAAAGGACAAAAAUUAGCAAAACUUCGAAAUAUAUGUCAAUCAAAUGGUAGAUUUCAUUUACAUGUUUCACGAAAUGCAUUUAAACAACUAGAUGAAACAAACUUUCAUUAUAUGAUUACAAUGCGUUUAUUUGAUGUUGGUCGAGAAAAUGCAUUUAAAAACAGUGAUGAAGUUAUAGAAUAUUUGACAAAAAAUAAUUUUCCACCAUUAAAAGUCGUUCGUGAAUUUAUUGUUUAUGAUACAUAUAUUGAACUUGAUAGUGCAUGGAAAUAG
This is a messenger RNA of Rotaria sp. Silwood1, 1383 nucleotides long. The record is from the annotation of a GenBank genome assembly. NCBI's taxonomy places the organism in Eukaryota, Metazoa, Rotifera, Eurotatoria, Philodinida, Philodinidae.